This is a messenger RNA of Xyrichtys novacula (pearly razorfish), 21978 nucleotides long. The record is from the annotation of a GenBank genome assembly. NCBI's taxonomy places the organism in Eukaryota, Metazoa, Chordata, Actinopteri, Labriformes, Labridae.
AGGAGUGGGUCUGCUGUUGUGAGUGUGAGGGGCCGCACCGGAUGUAGGGCAGGCUACCUUCAGACGGGCUGUAAGGAAAUGUGGGUCUCUACUCACAAACAAUAGCUCUCCUGCAAAUCGCAUUAGCGCAAAUCAUUUUUAUUGCGUUUCAGGAAACAGGCAGAGUAACACGGUGUCCACGGUAAAGCUCUUUGACCCAACUGAAGGCCAAACAGCGGAGAAGAAGUACAUAAGUAGAUCUUCCUCCUGUCAGAGUCCCGGUGAAUCAUUUUCAGGUAAGCCUGAAUUCCGUUAACCAACUACCAAUGCUAACUUUAGCUGCUGGGCUAACAUAGCGUAGCAACCGAUACAGGUCGUCUGACCGUUAGCAGGUAUUAUAGAUAUAUAUGUUUAUGUAUGUGGGACGAGUGCACCGUGUUUGCAAAUGGACAAUCACUAAAGACGAACCAACACCUAUCCAAUACAAUGGUUAUUGAUCAAUGGCAAACUGUACCGGUUAUAGCAACCUAGCAUGCUAGCAUGUGCCGUUAGCAGCUCUCUGCCCUUGCGCUGCACAUGAAUCUUCGGUUAGGGUUGAUCUGUUUGUACCGUUUACGACAGCAGCAGAGGGGGGUGAAGUAUAUUAAACGUCUCUCAUAAAGGUGUGGAAUGGUCUGGAUGUACAACAUAAAGUUAAUUUGUAAUGAUUAAGGUGAAAUGAUCGAUAUGAAGUCAGUAUGUGCGUCAAACAAGAAGUCCAGACACUGAGUGGAUGCAGGUGCAUGCUGGCUCUGAGGUUAGCCAUGCUGCACAGGGAACAGCAGAGUCACUGAGGGAGAAUCAAACUGCUGAUCUUUAGUCAUCAGCAGAUGUUUCAGCACCCCUAAGUCUUUAAUGAAAUAGUGUAUGGUAUAGCACACGUGAUUUAUCUGAAUAAAAGAAGAAAAAACACGUUGUUCUACAAGCCGUCAGCUUUACGUCACAUGAGCCAUCUGGCUUCAAGUUGACCCGUGGAUGUGGCAUCAGUGUGGGGUUACUGGAGUUCAUGUAUGUCUGCGCCUCUUUGCUGCUGGGUCAUUAUAAAGGUUGACCCCGCCCCCCCGCCCCAUAACAUUAAUAACAGCGUGAACAUUGUCGACCACUAUAAUAAGAUCAAUCUCUAUUAGGGCCUGACCACAUGGAUUUUUUUGGGGCCGAUGCCGAUUAUUAGGGAGGAAAAAAACGAUUACCGAUUAAUCGGCCAUUUUUAAAAAAUGUAUGAAUUUUUUUUCAAACACUUCUCAGUAACAUUAACCUCAGUAAUAAUCCACAUGUUUAUCAUAAAUCAAACUCGGACCAGAAAAGCAUUUUGAACUAGGCUGAUUAAUCCACAGCUGAACCCUAAGUUAGAGGCAAGAGAGUUAAUGUGAUACUUUAAGAUAAUGCCAGUCUGUAUGAGAAGAGUAGUCAUAGUCGUAAGGGUUUCUUCCUAUAUCGUUCUAUUAUCAAGCUUAUGAAUGCAUGCUCAUACGGUGCAGCACCCACAACCCCACCCUUCUUCCCCUUUAAACAAGUCUGUGACAAGAUAAUCAUGUUUGUGUGUGACAGCAGAUAAAACUGUUUUGAUGCCACUGUAAGUUCAGUUCCCAGUAACUGCAUCUGGGUGGUUACAAGUUUAGUUUCUCAGCUGCGUCCUUGUUGUAUAUUUUCAGAUAUCAGUUUAAGUCAAACCGAGUCAAGCUAUUCUGGCUGAUAGCCAAUAUUCAAGCCUCAGACAAACCCAAAGAGAAGCACAGCUGGUUAAUGUUGCUGUUUUUAGCUGAUGGCAGUUUGGCCCGUCUGUUGCAGGCAACUCUAAAUAAAUAAUCCCUCAACAGAUGAGAAUGACAUGGUCAUUAAGUUUAGCACAGCGUAUAUCAUAGUCAAAGAACAACUCUUAUUCACACGAUUCAAAUCUCAGAUCGCACUGAUGAAGAAAUACAGGUACAGAGAUCUGAUAAGAGCAUUCAGUCACAAAACCUGCCUCCUGCUCAACACCUCAAAGACUAAAGAAAUGAUCAUAGACUUCAUCGACUUUUUUUCACAAAGGAGCACAUGUCCCCCUAAGUUGAAAAAGUUAGGAGCACAUGAGGAACUUUAGGGGCAAAAUGAAAAUUGAUCCAAUAAUAUUUGUCUUAUUGGUCGACAUAAGUACAAUUAUUUGAAAUCAGUUUUAGGUCAGUUGAUCAUGUGACAUGGAAGCUAUUAAAGGAAAACAGACGCUUUUUUAAGAACAUCAACCAGUGAUUUAUUGAUGGUCCCUUAUUCAACACCCGACGAUGACAGUGAGGGCGCAGAGUUGAUUUAACCACGCUGCUGCUAUUAUUCCCGGUUAUGGAGAGUAGGGCCCGGCCGAUAUGGAUUUUUUGGGGCGGAUGCUGAUUAUUAGGAUGAAAAAAUCUGAUUACUGAUUAAUCAGCAGAUUUUUACAUUUUUUAUUAAGUUAUAAAAAAUAUCUACAGUAUACUAUAUUCUGUAGAUAUACUGUAGGCUACUGCUCUUCACGCCGACAGGAAGACCGACAGAUCAAACUUGGACCAGAAAAGUGUUUUCAACUAGCCCCCGAUAAAUCGGUCGGGCCCUAAUGGUGAGUGACAAGACACUGGUAGAUCCACAGUGAAUAUCCAACCUAACUCAACCGCGGUAAUGACAUGAAAAAACAUUAAUCGCCUCAGCCUAUUUUUUUUUUUGCGCACAUGUGCCCCUAAAUACAUGUUACAAUUCGCACACAUCUAUUUUUAAUCGCACUUUAAUCGCAACUUUGAUUCAUCUUGUUACUGUGACAGUUGUGAAACUGACACCAACAAGUCUACAUUACUUUCUCUUGCUGUACUAUCCUACCCCCCACCCCCACUCUGCCCUCUGUACAUACUUACUUCUCACCUUCUUGCAUAACUGUAUAAGUUCACAACAAAGUGUUUGUGUGACAGACUUGGUUGUUCAGGUCUUUCAGGCGUAAAUGUUGUGUAUAUUCUUCUCACACAUCGCCUCGCCUGUAACUGUGUAAAAAGCGACUAUUGAGCAGUGCUGUCUGAAAGAUUCAGAGCACGCCAUCAUGCUUUGAUCCAUAAAUGACCUUGAAGUGCAGCUAUUACAAUCGUGCUUUAUCUCUAUGUUUGGCUUCGUCACCUCAUGGCGAGGCCUCAGGACUGUACUCUUGCCUUUGACCUAUUUGCUUCAGUAAACCCUUGUGUGUAUUUAUACACUCUCUCCUGGCUUGUCUAAACAACAUUUGACAUGAGCUGUGUGUUGGAACCCACAGGCUUUUUUGUUGGUGUGCCCACUGGCCUGGUUUUGGCUCAGCUGUCUGACUGAGAAAUUUCCACCACAGUUACCGUCCAAAAAGUGAGAACAAGGAUGGAGAAUGUAACCCAGAGAUUUUUUCUUGUUUCGGUUUACUUAUAGCUUCCCUUGUUCAAAAAUACACCGCCUGGGAACACCUAUGAAAAGGUUGUUUGAGGAAACUUUCAACUCACUUUAAGGUCAUCACUUCUGCCUAAUGCUCAGCGUCGCCGAUGGCAAGAGGAAUUUCUGCACUUUGAUUGGUUCCUUCUGCGCAACAGAUGCUGCUCUGUUUAACCUGGUUGGAGUGAGCCUAGCCUUCUUUUUUGUCAGCGUUAAUUUAAUGUGACAUAUCCAGGGUGCCCAUAGCCUGCUAAUCAGCACUAAUCUGAUCCACUGGAUUAGGGAAUGGGAAUGCAUGUAAGACGCUGCUCAAGGUAUGUGUGCCUCCCUCCUUCCAGAAGUGAGUGUUCUUUUGGACUUCCCAGCAUUCACUGGCAGGCCCCUAGCAAGACGCCACACGAGCCUUGUGGACUUUUUGUCGUCUCCUUUUGCACAUGAGGAAGUUUUGAUCUGAAGUGAACCCUUGCACUUGUUCGGCACUUCCUAAAACAGAAUUGGGGAUCUAGUUGUGUUCUGGCUGUCAUCAUCAUAAUCCCCCUGGUUCCUGCUGCAGGAUUAUCAUGGCCAUGAAGCAGGACACCCUCUGACUUUCUACUGGCCUUUUCUCAUUCUGAUUCUGGAUUAAGUUUGGUGAGAUACCAGGAGCCAAAAUGCUGAACCAAAGCGCUGUUAUGAUCUUCACAGGGAUCUGUGGAGCAUUGGUGGUCAUGGCAAUGGCCUACUAUGUCUACUGGUAAGUUAAAGGGAGAAGCGGUUUGGCUGUCAUGGGGCUUUAUGGCGUGACACAACCAUGAAGCUGUGAGUGUUUUGGAGACUUUUGACAAUCAGUGAAGUUUUAACAAGAGUGUGACAACGUGCCGAACAGUGCAACAACGUAGCUUGUACUUCUCGAUCAGUAUUUUUUUGUCAUAUCAGAGACUCUUGGCAGAAAGUGUUGAUUUGUUGGACUAUAACUCAGUCUUUUUUUGUACAGGUGAUGAAAUAUUCUCUUUAAAAUUAGAGCUUGUCCAGGUAAAUAAAGAGGAGUAAUUCAGUACCAGUAGUGCAGGCAAAGAAGAGCAGAGACAUCUGUCUGGUCUUAAGAAGCUUUAACCUGGUCAGCUUCACUAAUCCGUUGUGUGCCAGGUGGUCCCUGCACCCACAUGGAGUUUUGCUUCAACUGGAUGUUUGCUUAGUCAGGCCCAGUGUUUGUCUCUGCUAAUUUCCUUGAUUUCUCAUAUGAGGCUUAUGAACACAUGAAGUUUGGUUAAACCACCUCACUCCAGUUUGAGUAAUAUGGAAAAGUAAAUAUAAUAUUUCCCUACAGAUUAGCAAAGUCAAUAUUUAGAGUUGGGGUCCAUAACAUCAAGGGUGACCAGCAGUGAAUUAAACUCUGGUGUAACAGUGUUAGUUGAGGUAAUUCAGCAGUGGGGCUACGCCCCCAGCGACCCCAACCUCCAACAAAGGAAACUGACCAAUAACUGACAAUCCGACACAUUUAAACAUGAAAGAAGAGUCGACUGGUAGAUCCCAAUGGAGUUCAAGAGCAGCCUACACACCAGAAAUGCUGCUCACCUAUCGACAUCGGGCCAUGUGAUAUUUGCCUGUAACAUGGUGUUUACACGGACCAGUGAUUUCCACAUAUGGACAAUAGUGAGGCGUACAGCUCUCAUGUCUUUAAUGCCACCCAAAUAUGAAGCUGAUCAUUUUCACAUUGUUCUCUUCCUCUUCCCUGUAAGAUUGCUGUCCACAGUCAGUGAUUUAGGUUGUUUCUCAUUGCUCUGGGGACGUCAUUUAGAAAAGCACUCUAAAAAAGCUGCAGAACAGUUAAAAAAUAUCACAGUGAUAUCAUUUUAUUCAAUGAAAGCAUUACUGCUCAGUUAUUGAUCUCAAAAAGGUUAAAGGUCGAGCUGCGUUGGUUAGCGUCACCCUGGUUCUGUAAAACCGUGUUGAAAACGAGCCGAUGUCUCAGGUUUAUUAUUGUGAGAUCGACCUUUAAUCUUUCAGGUGAGAAAUGUUAGUCAGGGCGGCGUUAAAGAGGAAUGGAGGCCAACACAAACUUCUGCCAUGACCACACCAUGAUGGUUGUACCAUCAUCAAUGAUCUGCUGUAACACAAAGUUCUGUCAGUCCGCUGGUCGACUAGUUGGUCCAUGAGCUCUCUGGCCAUCUCAUUGGUAGUUCAGAAUCAGAUGGCACCUUUUAUAGAAAAGCUCGGUUAAACAACAGAACUGUGUGUGUUUCUGUGCAGUAGUCAGACUGCUUUCAUGUCAGUAACAUGACAUGAAACAUGUUGUUCUGUCACCACUUUGUUUUUCAGGAUAAGUCUAUGGUAGACACCUGAAAUCCCUUUCAGACAGUGUCUAUGUGUGUCUGUGUGUUUCUGUGUGUCAGUAGAAUGUAAUAACACACACAGGCUGUCAUGCUGCUACAGAAUACAUGGAAAAUGUUCAACCAGGUGAGAUGGAUUUGAAGACCAUGUUGUCUUAAGGUACUAUCAUGGGGCUGUUGAAGAUUUAGCUUAAUCUCUAACUUUGAAGAUGUAUUGAUAACAGUUCCUUUUAUGGAGAUAACACAGUUUAUGUUGCUCCACCUUUACUCUCUCCGUCCACUGACUCUCCACUUCUCAGUGUUGGUGUCAGAGCAGCUGUCAAAGGGCAGGACACUCGCUAAGAAGGAAGGGAUUUAAUCUUAAAGCCAAAAAUAGACGAUAAGAUUCAAAUUAUAAACAGUAUAAUCAUGUUAUUCAAAUUUAUAAUUAUUUGUAAGCAUGUGAAAUACACUGCAUUUAUCUGGUACAGAUCUCUGUGUGUACUCAUAUCUGUUAUAGAGAAAUAAAAUCUUUGUUUUUCAGCAUCACUUUACCCUAAAGAACAGUGGGCUUGAAUGUUUAUGGUUGUUGUCUGCAGUCAGAUGUUUCGUCUGUUUAGUGUUUUUGAGAUCAGUCUGAGUGUAUUAAUAUGUUCUGCUCUGUCUGGAAAUUAUAUGGCACAAGUCAGUCCUGUAAUACCAGUUCAUACAGUUAUAUUGUUAUAUAGGAAAGUGCUGGUUAGCUCUGAGUCAUAUGUUUAUUCAGUUCGAUAAACCUUUUUUAUGCUGCUGACAGCUUUUCAAGUUCACUGUGGUUCUCUUGACUUUUUCCUCAUGACAGCCGAUAAAUUGGUGCAAUUUUGGCCGAUCAAAUUUUUCUUUCGUUGACUACAGGCCUGCCCAUGUGUCGUAGGGGUGCGCCUCAUAUUACCCAUUUAGACUGAUAUAUUGAACCAUCAGUGGGAGAGGCGUGCAGCUCCACGUCACCCUGUCAGUCAUUUGAAUUGGGUUAGUGAAUGUGUUUGCACUAGAGGGGCAGCAAGGUUAUCGCAGGUUGAUGUGAGCCUGUUUGCAUGAACUGCAGUUAUCUCACCUGCAACAAAUGUCUGUUUAGCCUUUUGUGGAGCUGUUGCUUGUUGCAUCGUGUCUUAGGUAAGAAUGAAAAGUCCUCAGUUACUGUAUGUUGAAACCAGAUAGUUCAGAACCUCAGCAGUGUGGUUGUUUGAUUGCAGAUAUAAGAACUUCUUUAACUGUAGAGCAUUUCCUUUGGACUGCAGGCCUCUGAGACACUCUAAAGAAAAUCUUCCUGCAUCACUGCAUUACUGCUGACCGUGUUGAUCUUCACAUGAAAACUACCAAAUGACAGAUGAGUGUUGCAUGAGCAGUAAAUAAUAAAAAAAGGAGAGCAUGUGUGCAAUCCAUGUUAUCCUCUUUGCACCACUCCCUUUUUUUCCCCAGUAAGACGGCUGGUUAGGUCGUGUUAGUUAGCUAAUGGGUUAAAACAACAAUGUCCAAGAUCAUGAGAGUUAUUUAUCAGAAAUCUAGUCAUGUAGACUCUGAGUAAUAAUGAAGGAACAGUUUCAAAGGUCUGUCUAUAUGAGAACAGCAGUCAUGUCAGCAAAGUCUAUGAUUGUCCAAAGACGUGUUUCCUCUCGUGUUGCUCAGGUUUUAGGACCUCGCUGUGUUAUUUUAGCUGAUGGUUAUCUGCAUUAAAAACAGACAGAACUGCACAGAGGGCUGCUGAAUUGUGAGUCUUGGCAUCAAGUCUUCACUUGUUUUCAUAGUCGUAUUUGUCCCACAUUACUCCAACUUUAUACUGUCUUUUGCGUCACUGUUUUUGUUAAUGAUCUUACAUAUCCAUAAAUAAGUUUGCUGUGAAUGUUGUUUGAAGGUUAAUAUUCGCCCUUCUUACAACUGCAACAAACAAAACUAAACUCAGUAAUGUGGAUAAAGACCUAAAACCUUCAGCUGGGGUUUGAAUUCAGAAAGUAACGGGCAUUUAUUUCAGGCGAGUUUAAUACUUUAAUAGUUUAUUAAGGAUCCCUUAUUAGUCUACACCACAGUGGAGACUCUUCUUCCUGGGGUUCAGGCAAAAAACAUCACACAGUCACAAAACCAAUCAUACAAUGCAGUACAGCAUGAUCAAUAAUAAAAUUUUGUAAUACAAAAAUAGCAACAACAAAAAAAAGACCAAUAACUUAGAGUUUACAUAGUAAUGUUCAUACCAAAGAUAAAAAAGAGCAAUAUAAAAAUAGAUAUAUAUCUAUUGGCCUACAAUACACAUUAGUGUACCAAAGACAAACAAUAUUCUAAGUGACGAAAAAGUGCCAUAAUGAAUAAAAUAUGACAAAGUACAUACAAAAUUAAGAUAAUAUCAAAAUAAAAACGAUAACCAGAAACAAAAAUGAAGUGUGAAUGUGCAGAAACAGAAAGUUGAUCAUGUGACCUUGCACAGAUGUUAGCAUGAUAGUGCUGUUUGUGGUUUGCUUGUGUGUCUGUUGAGUUUUGCAGAGUUGUUCUUGAUGAUAGGAGUGUGGAAUUGCAGUGUGUGAGUAAUCAGAGAGAAAUGUCUGCAUCAUAUUCAGAGUUCGGACAGUUUGGAAGGCCACCCUUGGGCUCGUGUCAAAACACGUCUGCCUACGCUGCGUUCACCUCUCCAGACAAAGAAAUGUGCUCUUGAUAAAAAAAAUAAAAAAAUCAGGACAAAGACAGAAAAGUCAAGUUGUGGGAACAUUUGUGUGUUGCUGAUGAGUGUUAAAAGUACUAUGAAACAAAUAGAUAUGAAAACAUGACUGACAGCUGAUGUGAGAUUUUCAGAGUAUUAUAUUCGACUGUCUCCACACUUGUAUGACUCUGCUUUUGUUGUUUUAAGAGGAAAAUAAUGCAGAUAUGUCGAGACUAUCUAGAGGCAGACCCAUUAUCAUCCUCGGCUGAUCAUCAGCUGAUAUUUGGCCUUUUGCUGAUUAUUGAUAUUAACCUUUUACUUCGCAGAUGGCUGAUAAAAUUGAUUAAUUAAAGGUGCUCUGCUUUAGCUGGUGUCCUGAACUCCGGGUCAGUUUCUCCAACCACUUUUUCUAACCGUAUGUUUCACCCACAACAUUAUCUGAUUGGCAAGACAGUGUGAUGUGACUGUUUUGUAAGUGUAACUGGAGAAUUGCCCGCUCUUGUAAAUGUGAUUGAUUAAAGAUUAGCUGAAGAAACUUCGACAAAGUUUAAGUACUCCAGAUUCUUCAUUUUAACAGAAGACAAAACCCAAACUCAUGUCGACUGUGUGUCUGUUUCAAGUAUCAGUUAUCACUCAUUUACUCUCAUUAACUACUUAUAAAAGGCGUAAGUAUGUGUCCUGAAAAACUAACAUCAGUACUAUCUAUCCACCCACAAAAUUCAAUAUGAAAGAACAAGUGCAAUAUGAAUAAAAUCAGUGCUCAACAUUGUGGAAAUUCCAACUGGGACAAAAGCAGAUUAUACAACCUUAACUCUGAUAUUUGAUUGAAAUGCAAGAAGAGGAAUUUAGAUCUUAGUCUUAAAUAACGUUGUCUCUCUCGAGUUAACUCUGCAGCCGCUCUCUUCCUAUGGAGACAAAGGUCAUUCCUCUGACACUUUGUGGAGACAACUUUGGAUGUUUGGACUUUUAAUCAGAGAAUUGACACACAAGCGCCACGUGACGCUAUUUCAACACUUGUGUCCUCCUCACUACAGAGAUUGAGAAACUCGUUUCUGUUCAUGUGCCCGGGAGUCUGACCUGAAGUUCUCUAGAAGGACACGUAAGAUUUUAUUUCCUGUUUGUUAAAAUGCCACAGAGGUAAAGUAGUUGAUAAUAUUUAAAGGCUUUUUGUGUUUUCUCUAAGGAUGUGGGUAAAAUGGCGACAGUUGAUCUGUUUUGGUGGAGGUUAUACAUUCAGUUUCAUCCAUGCCUGUGUGUUUUUUGCAGUCUCUCUUAAUAGAAUAACACAAGAAUCAAAACAGUUUUUAUCAGAGGAAGAAAGAGUCAAUAUGGACAAGUAAUGUGGUGUUGUGUGUUUUGGACACAGAGGCACAGUGCGUCUGUUUGUCCUGAGUUGUCUAACCAAUGAGAAGCCUCGGUUUUGCUGGUCUGCUGACACAGUCUUAAAGUGAAUGUGGGUGACGACAUGAUAGUACACUACGGUUGUGACGGCAGAGUAAAUGGACUCUAUAUUGUAUUUUCAUUGAUAAGUUUUCAAUGUAGUGAUUACCCAGAAGCCUGGAAAUGUAAUGUUAGGCUGGUGUGAUGUUAGUUUGGUGUUUUAUCGUUAUGGUACGAGGUAUGAUGAGCUGUAGAGUAAAAAUCCUGCAGCCUCAGCAAAGUUUCCUACAUGAUUUUGUAACUUUGUUCUCCAACAGUGAUCAUAUUUUGAUGAGAGAACAAGACGGGUUUUUUUAUUUUUAACCUUUUUUCAGAACCACGUCGAUCGCUUAAAUAAAUAUUCUCUGUCUGCUCUGAAACACAACAGAUAAGAUGAUUUCUCUGACGCUGUAAAACUCUGAGUUGAGUUUGUCACACUGUAGUGGUAACUGGUUCUUUAAAGAAAAUAUUUCCCCUUCACAAUAUUCUCAUAUGUUGCCCUAGUUAUAGUAAAUAAAUAAAUACACUAUAAAUUGUAUUCUAGAUUAGUUUAUUUACUCUUUAUCCUCUAACCUGGUUUUGUCUUUUGUCUGGUGUUAUAAAACCCGAGGGUCUUUUUGGUCGUUUGUAUCUCGAGCACAAAAAGGGAGACCGAAUCACAAAGUAAAGAAUGGAGACCCAUUGUUGGUGCAAACAGGACUGUUAGAGCGAUACUUAUGGCAUGAAUUCAAUAUAAACAGUAAAAUUAAAACUUUGAUAUUGAAAGACUUGAUCAGUAUUGUACUUGAUCGUGUUUAUGGUUGAUACUACCACAGUAAUGCGGAGUCGCCUGCUGGCCCACUUCUACCAAAGGCCAUGCAUGUCUCUCAACCAAACCAGUGAAUGUAAAACUGUAGGGCGCUUCCUAGUUAUGACAUUUUAAAUACAGUCAUUCACUAAGUUCCUUUUAAAGUAAGAGUCUGAUUCAUCCUUUCUGUUCAGCGACUGCCCUCAUUUUCACUCUGUGCUUUUACCCUGAAUAUGUGUCCAGACACUUAUCACUGAACUCUUUUGUGAAUUUCACCUUCCAUGUAGCCUCCAGUGUACCUGUAUGUAGAAAUGAAAUGUUUUGGGGAAUGACAUGCGAUUUGGUGAAUAAUGAAUGUUUCCCAACUUCAAAACACAGAAUUGCUUUUCAUAAAUAAGAUUGUUUUCAUUAAAAAAAGGAAGUCUUAUCGUCUAAAGAGCUGGAAGUAUAUUUGGUGGCCCACCCAGUCGUCAUGAAUGUGUGGGAAACUGUUGGCUGGAUGUUUGCCCACAGAGACUGAUAAGGUGCUGUUAUGGUAGGCUAAUCCUGUCCUGCUGUAGACACCCUGCACUGUUUUUGUUUUCUUCUUCUUCUUCUUAUCUUGAUCCCAAACUUUAGUGUUUGUGUUUUUUUUUUUUGUUUUUGUUUUUCCCUCGUUAUUCCUUUUUUCUCUUUCUCUCUGUUUUUGUUUUACUCUGUGCAGAACAGUUUGGUGAAAUGGUGUGAAUGCAGUUGUAAUUGUCUUGCCGCCUUGCUGUUGGUAAAAGUCAAAUUAAGAAGACAACAUUUAAAAGACAUGUUUUAGCCUGUUUAUUACUCACAGUUAGAAGAAGUAGAGAGGGUUAUUGUCAGAGAAAAAGGUCUGCAGCACCUUAAAUGACAUGCAGUACAACUGCACCAGUACCAGCUUCCUGCUGUGUGCCUGACGUGUCUCUGAGACGUGUCCUUCACUCAGCUCUGUGCCGUUAAGAUGUUGAAAUAAGUUGGUUGCGAUGUGGUCAUAACUGUAGUUCACUUAAGGUCUGACACUGAAAAACCUGAACCAGCGACCACCAGACUGUGCUUUUUUAGGAGCCAUGUGUUGAUUGUUUGUGUCUGUGGGAAUUAAACAAAAGGGGCCGAAGGCGAUGUUAUGUAUCUGCUGAGCUGGAGGUUCUGUAGUUCUAGAACCGUAAAUCUGCGGCAGCAUCUCCAGAACUCUUAUAGUCAGAGUCAGUGUGAGAGUUACGAUUAGAACUGAAGUUUCAGUUUCUGGACACUGUUGGUGUCGAAGUUUCAGGGUUAGACACCAACAGUGGUCACGUUACACACCAGACAGUGAUGCCCUCACAAACAAACAGCUGCAGGACUGUCUUCACUAAACACAAGUAAACCUGCAAAAAUCCAACCUUUAAAAUCACGUUGCAGGUUCACACACAGAAGAAGCUCAACAGUCACAGAAUUAAGUCCAAAUUAGCAGGAAGUGGAUCACAGAAAGGCAAAACAACCUGUUGUGAGUUUGUUGUUUUCUGUGUACUGAGUCCAGCUGCACCACGCUGCUGCUACGCUGCUGCUACGCUCCAAACACGCUUCCUCUGAGUGACAGCGUACGCUGUCCGAUGAAGCUGGAAUGUGAGGAACAUGCAUCCUGUAGGUUUUAGGAAAUAUAGUCGUCAUUUUAGGAGGAAGAAGUCGUGAUUACAGGCCGUAACGUACAGGAGGACAUAAAAAAGUCAGACGGCCUCCUCAAAUACGACGAGGAAUAGCAGAUCAUUUAAUGAAGUAACUUAUAUCUGAGAGCUGAGGGACAAACAGAAGCUGUAAAAGCGUGCACAGGCUGACUGUGAGCCCACUCCUCUUUAUAUCAGAGUGAGUUUCUCGCACAAUCUAUUCAAAGUCCUUGUUCUCAGUGAAAGUGAGGUUACCUGAGAUAGCAUUACCUGUAAACACACUAAAUGAAGCCAUGCAGGUAAAGUUGUCACGCUUGGUCCAAAUAGCUAAAGGCAGAUAUUAAAACAGGAGCACUGAGUGAACCAGGUGGUAAAAGGAAAAAAAAAAUCACCGUACCAAAUAUUAAGGAUGUGUUGUACAGAAUUCUUCUCCACAGCUUUGUGUUCAAUGGAUUUAAUUAUUUUAUUUUAUUUUAUUUUUUUUGCCAUAAUCAAUAAUCAUCAUUGAAACAUCUUUUUUAUGCAGAGACAACACCAGAUAACAAACUACUAAAUUACUGUCUCCUAUUUGUCGAGUUUUUUUUUAAUCUAAAGCAGAAAAGAUAAGAACAAAAAUGUCAGUACCCUAAAGAUCUUAAAGAAACUCUCUAUGUUAAAGUCCACUUAUGAAAACCCCGUUAGGUUACUUCAUUUCUUGUCUGGAUUACAUAUAAACUUUUAUUAAAUGAUGCUGCUCCAGCUCUUGAGGUUGUAUUAAGCGCUUCUGUUCAGAAACCACACAGCAGACAUGUACUUCACCUUAUCUCUCAGUCAUCCCUGUAACCCCCUCUGCUGUCCUCCUCAGGUCCGUAGUCUUGGCUGAAGGACCGUGUAAACGAGGCUUGUGAAAGGAGCAGCUGAGGUAAGAAACACUGACAGGGUUUUACAUUUCUGAUUUUCGUUCUACAUAAUUAAUCUUCUGUUUGCCCCUCCCUCUCCAGGUUGGUCGUACUGUACAUCAAGGAGCCUUCUCAGCUCUCCAGGCUCUUCAACGAUGGCUCUACUGGCCUACCUGAAGAGCCUGUUCAUCCUGCAGCUGCUCAUGGGCUUCGUGUUUGUGGUGAGUGGUCUCAUCAUAAACUUCAUUCAGCUCUGCACCUGCGUCCUCUGGCCAAUCAACAAGCAGCUCUAUCGCAGAAUCAACUGCCGACUCUCCUACUCCCUCUGGAGUCGUGAGUAGAAAAACAUUUUUAAAGGUUUUAUCAGAUAAUUAAACAAUAAGAGACGCCAUGUUGCAUUUAAAGGGAGGCGUCAACAGUUUGUGUAUUACCCACAGAGAGGGCUCGUCAGCUUAGCCCCUUUGUUGAGAAACUAACCGGAGACCCGAUUGCUCCAGUUAACUCAAGUGUAUAGUAUAUUGAGUAUUUUAAGCGCUUUACUUAAACAUCAGGAAGGCGUUCCUUUUUGCACAAUACAUUUGUGGUUCUCAGCCUGCAGGGCAUUAAUCAUCUAUACAGGUCUGUAAUGUUUUGAGUCAUCUUGACUAGGGAUGUUCCCAGCGGUUAAUUUCACUGACGGUUAAACGACCAUUUUGAAACCGAAUAUUCAAAUACACGAAAAUUAAUAAACUCCCAGAAAAUAACCCAAAUUGAGCACAUGUCGAUCUAUAUGGCCAAAUAUCAUCUGAAAUAAAUAUUAAGAGUACAUGGAAGCCAUGCUUAUAAUAUUAAAAUAUGUUACAGAAUCUUAUUUUAGCGCUGGAGAAUGACAGAAAGUACGUGAAAGAUCAAAGCAAUCAAGCUCCGCCCCGUUGUGCUCAAGCCAAGCAGCCUGCUGCGUCAUCAGCACAAAAUGAAGAGUCUUCAGAAUCAGACAACAUAAAUCAAAAUACUCCCAAACUUUGCUCUUUUUUCUCUCCGACAUCGCUCUGGCUGAUCGCAUGUGUUGAUUCACUCUGAAGAAGUUAACCCACGAUGCCAUGCAUGCCGCAGGCCAGCGCUGCGAGCCCAGAGCAGCGAGCCAGGCAGAAAGAGUCGCACGCAAAUGAUCCACACAUUUUAGCUUGUCUAAUGCACACUUUUAUUAAGACAUGUCGGUAAAAACGUAAUUGAAAAAAAAAAGUUUUUUUUUUCGCUUUUUUCUUUUUUUCCCCUUUUCUUUUUUAUUUUAUAGAAGAAACAAAUAUUAUUUACUAACCGGAUAGUAAGGACAGACCCGUUUACAUGAAUAUCCGAAUAACCACGCACAUCCCUAAUUUUAGCAUCUCAGUUGGGGUGACCCCGUCUGUAGUGUUGGAUAUCCUCCGCUCUGGUUCUCAACAAAGAGAUUAAGCUGACCAGCAAGAGCUCUGUUAAUAUUCUCUAUUCUAGUGAAUGGUUUAAUACCAUAUACAGUGUUUUGUCUUUGCAGAGAUCAUGAUACAUGUUGUUGUCUCGGUACAGAGCUGGUGAUGCUGCUGGAGUGGUGGUCAGGCACAGACUGCACCCUCUACACUGACCAGGCUACGGUGGACAAGUUUGGCAAAGAGCAUGUCAUCGUCAUUCUCAACCACAACUUCGAAAUUGACUUUCUGUGUGGCUGGACCAUGUGUGAAAGAUUCGGUAUCCUCGGAGUGAGUAAUAUUGUACAAUCUCUCCCCUUUAAAUAACCGUCUCAUGUUGGUCAACAUGUAGUUCUGCUGUGGUGACCAGGUUGGUCUCCAACCCAGACAAAUCCAAUUUUCAUAAUUGAAAACACUUACAUGUGCUUCCUCUCUAGAGUUCAAAAGUGUUAGCCAAGCAUGAGCUCCUGAAAGUUCCUCUGAUUGGCUGGACCUGGUACUUCUUAGAGAUAGUAUUCUGCAAAAGAAAGUGGGAGGAGGACCGAAAGACCGUCUUCAAAGGCCUGACCCGGCUCAAAGAUUAUCCUGAAUGUAUGUGGGUAGGUACAUGUCAGACAUACUGUCCCUCUCUGUCUAAUGGCAUGAGAAAUAGGUUAACAGUGGGCCGUCUCUAAGGUUUGGUGGUCUGCUCGCUUAAACUGUUAUUAUACUGCAAAUACUGUGUGUUUGUGUGAAAACCAAUCAUGUUUUUUACAGUCUUUGUCUCAGAUCUCAACUAAGAUCUCCAUCCAAAAGAGUGAAAAAGCAGUUAAAUUUAAGGGUUCAUCAUUUUGACAACAAAUCAAUCUGGUGCAACUCAAGGUUGAGUAAUUAUUCCCAACUGUAAGGAGAAACAGUGUCGCCAUAAACUGAUCUAGUCAAGUAGGUGAAAGGUCAAAGAGGCGGGGUUUCUAACAGAUCUAUAGCUGAAAAUAAAUCUGCAAAUCUACAAACAUAAGAUCCAGUUUUGUUUGAACUCAGAUCUUCAGUUUUUGUUCGUUUCUGAGCCUGAAAUCCAGAUUUUGCCCUUUAACCCACUUUCCCUGAUCCUGGUUUAUUUUGGCAGUUGUUCUGAGUAUUUACGAGUUCUCUGAGUUCACCAGCUGUUUUCACAUCUCUACAGGAAGAUUUUAGUUUAUGUUCUCUCUCACACUUCAUGACUCGGACGUCCUCUGUGCUGACACAGUCGAAGGAGGCGUUCACCUCGCUUUGAGAGGCAAAAAUAGUUAUAGUCAUCACGACUUUGGCAACAGGUAGUGCCAUUUGUUGUCCACCUUUACAGUCGAGAUUUCCACUGUGACACAAGCAGUUGACCAUUGGAGAUUAGGCCGAUCAGUUUAGGCGGCUGAUCUAAUUACUCCUAAGUGGAGCAGCAGGCCGCUGCUAAUGACCGACAUUUGAUGAGUUUAGCCAGACCGGAGAACUUCUGUAAGAGCUGUCAUCGUUGUUGACCAACAUUUCUGACACUUAUGUCACAGUUUGGUGAACAGAGUGAAAUAAAAAGAUCGCCAUCGCAGGUCUUUUUGUUUUUUUAUGUGUAUGUAUUUGUGUGUGAGGGUGGGGGGUCACAGAGUCUGUUUGUUUGUUUGUUUCGUGGUGUUCAUGUGUUUGAAUCUUCUAACCCGCUCCUCCUCCUUCCUCUUCCUCCAGUUUCUGUUAUAUUGUGAGGGGACCCGCUUUACAGAGACAAAGCAUCAGAUAAGCAUGCAGGUCGCAGAGAGUAAAGGUCUGCCCAAGCUGAAAUACCACCUGCUGCCCCGAACCAAAGGAUUCACCACCACGCUGCAGUGUCUGAAGGGCACAGGUGUGUGUCCAAACUCACAACACUCAAAGUCAGCGCUCAGAACAUGUCUGGGCCAAUCAUAAACCUCCGUUUGUCUGUCAUAGUUGUUGCUGUUUAUGACGUGACUCUGAACUUCAAAGACAACCAGACCCCCACUCUCCUGGGGAUCGUCAACGGCAAGAAAUACAAAGCUGACAUGAGCGUAAGGUGAGUGCCAGUGAAACCCUUCAUUUCCAUUAAGAUAGGGCGGAGCCAGGUGAGAUAGGUAGGUAAGAUAGUUAGGUAGGUAGGUAGGUAAUUAGGUAGGUUGAAUUUAUUGUCCUCGUGAGGAAAUUCAUUUGCAGUAAGUUAAAGACAUGCACAAAGACAGCACACAUACACAUUUCCAUACACUGUCCCAUAUAAAACAAAACGACUCAGAAAAGACAAAAUAAAAAUACUUCUGUACUGUACUUUGUCAAUUCAAAAAGUAUUUCAAUAAAUAGUCUUUAAAUAAUGUGUCUGUGCUCAGAUCAGCUGAACCAGUAUCUAAAAAUAAAGAAUAAAGUUUAAUGAAGAUUUAACGUCCUCCUGUGAUGAACAUAUUCUGUCCCACUGGCUGUUUUUAUAAUAGAGCAGAGACCGCAGAGGUUACAAAGGACAGUUAUAGGAAAUCAGUAACUCUGCAGACAAUCCUACUGAGUGAGGAGCCGACUGUAUCAUAGAGAUAGUUUAAGGAGGAAUAAGGAGUGCUUUAUUUUAUCAUACCCUGUAGUUAUGUAGUAAUAUGAGUGGGUAGACUGGAGUCACAUAAAUAUAUCAGUGGGUAAGUCACUCCUCACUAAGAUAGAAUCUCUGAUGAGAUCAUGCCAAGGGAGCCCCCUGCUGGUGGGAAACUGUAAUGACAUAUUGUGACAUAAAACUAUUUCACCAAAACUUGAUCAAAUCUGCCUGAUGUUAGAAAAUAUAUGAAGAUGUUUGUGUUUGUUUCUUCUUAUUGUUUAUUCCACUUCAUUGAUGAGUGAUUUUUCAUACAUGCGCUCUCCUUUGUAUCUUCUGACUGUCAAAAAUGUGCAUUUAGGUUGAAAAGUGUGAAAUAUUAACAGACUGUCUGAAGGUUUGUUUCAGUGUGAGAUGACUGCGGUAUAAUCUGUAACUCUGUCUCAUCCAGACGGUUCCCUGUGGAAGACAUACCAGAUGAUGAGCAAGAGUGUGCGAACUGGCUGCAUAAACUUUACCAGGAGAAGGUAAUUUUUAAUAGUCCUCAAAAAGCUUCUGAAAUAACAUACUAACAGUGCAUCAUCAAUGAAAACAACACUGCAUAAUAUGUGUUUAGCGUUUGACUGACAUGAAUUUUACAACGCUGUUCGUCGUCCACCACUAACGUUCUCGUCUCGUCAACGUAAACGCACAUUCGUCUCGCCACAUUUUAGUCAUUUAAGACUUAUGUUUAGCUCAUCAACGUCAACGAAAACGACAACACUGCAGUGCAAAACAACUAACCCAGGCGUAGUAUAGAUGUGAAGCUGGGAGCGGUGUUCACUCACAUACAGUUUUGAUUCGUCCUGUAUGUAACGCUGUAGUGACGGUACGGUAAACUGAUUCUGACUCGUUGUUCUCCCCUAGACUAGACUAGAAACGGGAUUAUAAACUGGGGUUAAAAUAGUUUCAGCUCAAAUGAAACUCCCAGUAGAUUCAUCCUGUGCUAACCACUUCCUGUCCUCUCCAGGAUGCCUUGCAGGAAACGUACAACAAGGAGGGCAAGUUCCCCGGGCCCACAAUCAUCCCUCACCGCAGACCUUGGACGCUGCUGAACUUCUUGUUCUGGGCCACCCUUCUCCUUUCACCUCUCAUCAACUUUGCAUGUGGAGUUGUUGUGAGCGGCUCACCGCUCCUCAUCAUCGGCUUCAUCAUCUUCCUCUUUAUUGGUGAGUGAGCUGUGAAGGUACUGGGAGCUGUUUUUUGAAAACUCGUCGAGCUGCUGCAGGCCCAGUUUUUUUAAUAAAUUUGAUGUGUUACGAUUCUUCAAACCUGCUCUUUCUUCUCUCCUCUCUUUGUUCGCAGCCUCCAUAGCCAUUCGCCGGCUCAUAGGAGUGACAGAGGUGAAGAAGACAGGCUCCAGUUACGGCAACCAGGAGGCCAAGAAACAAAACUAAUGUGCUCCAUCUCCCGGUUCUUUACCAUCACUCUGCCACACUCUGUUCUACUCUCUGUUGAGUCAGUCGGCAGGCCCGGGAAGACACCCAGCUGUGAAAACUUGAUAGAGACCAGAAUUAGAUAUCAGAAUUGCACCAGGGGGAAAGACAGCAUGGAAGAUCUUGGGUUUAAGCUCUCUUGUGCAACACAGAACAGGGGAUAAUGUAAUACCAUUUUCCCUUGGGCCUUUCUUAAUCCUGCUAGUGGCUCACUGUCCCCCAUCCAAGUACCAUUAAAUCCUGGAAAGACCCGCGGUCAGGCUCUUAACCUGCCUGAGGUCACAUGGACAGCCAGGCAGUCCAUUCGCUGCUCUGUGCUACCUACCUCCACUUCCUGUCACGGUCAUAAGCCAUUCAGAGACUGGUGACAUCGAGCACAUUCAUUUUGCCUGCAGGACACAAGCCAAUCCAUAUUAACCUUUCAAACCAUAACCUCCAUCACGGGGCAGUGCUUUCUCCGACCACGACCUUUAACACACAGGACAUCUCGCUCCCUUCUGUUUCCCUCGUGGGAUUUGUGAUGAGAAAGCGUCUUUAGGCCCAUCCUGAAUCACUUAAAUUACAGGGUAGCCAAACGGCGCCUCGGCAACUAGCCCGGCAGUUCGCAGGACUGACACUCCAUUAAAAGGCGGGGCGAUGAAAUGUCGUGCAUGACGCUCAAAUCUGUGUGACGAUGCAUUUGGAAAUCUGACAGCAGUUUGUCUCUCUGGGAAGGAAGUCUCAAAAUGAUUUCAGUUUUAUUGGUAGCCGUGUACAGCAGUUUAAUCUGAUCACGCUCGUUUCAUUGGACGAUUCGGCUUAUUGAAGCACAUCAUGAGUGGGUUAGAGGAGCCUCAUCUGAAACCGUUUAACCCGUAGUUACCCGGGCGCUCCCCGUCGUGGACUUCUUAGAUGUCUCAGUCUCGUCGAUCUGACCGCUUUACUUUUUGGUUCGCAGAGCCGGAGUCUGUUCAGCUAAUAUCAAUGCUUAGAAUGGGAAGACUGCCCCCAUCAGGUCACAUCUGUCACAGGUCUGCAGCCUGGAGCACGCUCACCCACAGACUUAUAUCAACACAUUUCGAUUGUUUUAUCAUUUUUGCAUCUAUUUAUAAACGCCUCCACCUGAAGUAUAAAUUCCCAUACGAGCAUUAUCGAACCCUAAACAUAUGAACCUCCCACUCUCCUCCUGAUAAAGGCUCAGAUGCAGAACUGUUCUGCUGAAGGACAUUAUCGGAGGUCGACCAGAUUUCAAAAGAAGUUAUCAGCUGUCUUGAUGUAGCCUUCCAAAGUUAGCAUAUCUUUUGCUGUCCAGAUUUCAACUGUAGAAUUGAUGUUUUAACCUUCGCCUUAAAUCAAGCUUGCUCAGGCAAGGGAUUGUUUAUUUGCCACCCCUUUAAGAACAGCACCUACUUCUUACCUCUAGUUUAUUUACCUCUUGACAUCCGUUCUCUUACACAGUGCAGAAUGGACAUUUGUGCAUUUAUCGGGGUUGAUAAACUCUAAAACGAUUAACCGAAACGAUUUUAGACUCGAGGGUGGUUUGAAAACAUUUGUUUGAAAGGUUCGUUCAAAUACACGAAUCCAAGAAUCUGUCAUCCCACAGUUGCUUUCUCCAACCCGUCACAAAAAAAACAUCUCGACUGCUGUUGUCAAUGAGUGGAUGAUCUUCGUUGUGACAGCGUGACACUUCCUGCUCUGUAACGCAAACGAUAGUAGCAAGACGUGGAGGGGACACGGUUCUGUCCCGCUCCCUUUUCUUUUCUUCCAUGCCAUAUAUCGUAUUAAUCAUCAGUUUUGUUUCAUUAGUUCGGUCUUUUUGGGGAUCGUCACCCCUCUGCAGCAAUAUUCUGUGUGCGUCCUCCUAGACUUAUCUCAACAUAGAUUUCAUGCAAGCCUUAAUAAUAGACAGUGCUGCUUCAUUUUUGUGUGAAAACGUAGAAGCCCACUGAGCCUAUGUGGUAGUGAAGGAAUAACCCCCCCUCUGCUUUAGCAAGCAAGUUGCUAGGAUUAGUAUCCAAGUAUCGUGUUUUAAAUUAACAUAAAGAAUUGAAUCAAAUGGAAAAGGUUUAGUUGGCUCUGAUGUACGGAGAGCUUUCUUUGUAAUUAAUCAAGAUUUUAUACAAAACGAUGCUUGGAGUUGCUUUACCUCAACGAUGUGUUCAGAGAUGUAGUUCCUGUAAUCUUUUUUAUUUUUCUUCCACUUUUGAUCCCAACAUUCAGCAUCAGAUUUGAACGCAGUCCAACCCAUUCUGGCAUCGGGUCAAUAGCGUCUGUCAAACUCGGAGAAAGCGGAGGAGGCCAUUUGAAAAACGAAGCGCCGGUUGUUUUUUUAUCCAGAAAAGAAAUAGAAAUGUGCUAACUUGUGUUUGUUUUUCAAAUCCACUUACAUCCAAAAUUGACUCCUCUUUUAUAAAAUCUCAGAUUCUUCAGUUAAUGGCACCUCUUGGGUCGGCUUUGUUUUGUUUUCUAAAGCUAUUUUUAUGUUUUCUUCAACCAAACACUUGAGAUUAUUAAAGGAUUUAAUCACAAAUCUUACUCUUUGGACUUAUUUGAUUUUGUGUGAGUGUCUCUGUUUGCACAGCAGAUCAGAACAGAUGAAUAUUACUCUCAGAGCCGGGGUCAUUAAAUCCAUGUCAAGAAAAAAAAAAGACAUUUCAGCCAUUUUUGCAGUUUUCCUUCUUCAUGAAUGAACCAUUUUCACGGAGUCCCAUCAACAUGCCUCAUCUCUCAUUUAUCAUGACACAUCAACACUUUCCACAAAGACACAGUAUUGAGAAGGUUGAUGGUUCAAAUACCUCCUGAAUCCUGAAAACCUGCACAUCGAUGAUCUAAUGAAUGUCACUCUCACUUUAAAAGUUAAGAAAGCCUCUGAGCUCUUCUUCUCUUGGCACAUUUACAAAGUGUCCAUCAAAUGUCUUGAGGACAUCUUGAAUAUGUGGUCACGUAAGGUGGCAGGAUGUUGACUGUACAAACGUGUACAUAAUGUAAAUGAUCACUAUUUUCAGUUGUAGAAACGGCUAAGGUGCUCUUCUGUUAUUUUGCAAUAGCUCUGAGAAUGACGGGCCGGGCUUUCAGGAUACAACCAAAUGUGCAGCAGUCAAACAGCGACAGCAGACAGGGUUUCUAGAGCGGUCUGAAAGCCUCCGCGGUGUAGUCACUAAAUUCACCUUUCAGGUUUGGAGCUGCUCUUUCUUACCUGUUGCCUCUCCUCUAAUUAAAGCCACUGACAGAAGGCUGUAGCCACACAACAUGCUUAUGGAGCCUUUUCCAACUUUCUUAUUUAUCAUGGUUUCUUACUGUAGUCAGUUACUUUUUGCAUGAUGUGCGUCUUUGCACUGUCGGUGAAUCUAGUUUAUUCUGACUCAGGGACUCUUUUACAGAAUGCAACAGCUGUGGCAUUAACUCUGGAUUUGAACCUGAAUAAAAAAGGUUUCUGUGGAAGCUGAGGAAGUGUGAUUCUUGCUUUUCUCCUCAUUAAAGAGUGAAUAUUUUGA